ACGUCGUCAGCAUUACGCAUUCUCAGCCUACAAGCUCCAGUGCUAUAACAGCUAAACCUACGGACGUUAAUACUGUUCAUACUUCUGGUAAUUCAUCCAAACAUAUCAACGUCGUCAGCAUUACGCAUUCUCAGUCUACAAUCCCCAGUGCUAUAACAUCUAAACCUACGGACGUUAAUACUGUUCAUACUUCUGGUAAUUCAUCCAAACAUAUCAACGUCGUCAGCAUUACGCAUUCUCAGUCUACAAUCCCCAGUGCUAUAACAUCUAAACCUACGGACGUUAAUACUGUUCAUACUUCUGGUAAUUCAUCCAAAUAUAUCAACGUCGUCAGCAUUACGCAUUCUCAGCCUAUAAGCUCCAGUGCUAUAACAUCUAAACCUACGGGCGCUUAUUCUCCCAAACAUUCCAACGGCAGCAUUACUCCCUCCCAACCUAUGAGCUCAGGUGUUAUGUCUAUUAAACCUACGAGUGCCAAUACUAUUCUUAUUAAUACUUCUGGUAUUUCGUCUAAACAUGUCAGCCUCAGUAUUACACCGUCUCAACCUAUGAGCUCCAUAACAGGUACCACAAAAACAAGCAAAAAAUCGUUAGUCCUCGAGGUUUCAUUAAAGUACAAUGGUAAGUUCGAUAACAAACUUUACGAUAGACAAAGUUCGCAAUUCAAAAAUAUGAUGGUCAAAGUAAAGGAGGACAUUACAAAAGCGUACCGCCCAAUCAACGUGAACGUUUCAGUGUUUAUUAUUGCAUUCAAACCUGGAAGCAUCGUGUGUGAUGUACUUCUGGUUUUUCAAAAUUCGACACGUGGGGAUAUACCAUAUUUCAAGCAAACUCUUGAAAAGUAUGGAGAUACUCGUGGAUUUGAAGUUUCUGAACUAAAGUCUUACAAUAAUGAUGACGAUAAUGGUGAUGAUGAUGAAGUAAUCCUAGGAUUAGAUUGGUGGCAAAUUGGAGUUAUUAUCGCGGGAAUUGUUGCUUUUAUCCUUCUUAUCACUAUAAUUGUUUUGUGCUGUAAGAUUUCAAGAAUACAAAAAAAAUCAGGCAACGUGUCGUCAUAUGUUAGCGGACCGUUUUAUGAUAUCAUUGACGGAAAUGAGGAAAUGAAAAUUUUGCGAGCAACUCCAACAAGUACAACUAAAUUGUGUACAACAUCUGCUGAUGGAAAAGGAGAUGUCGAGUCGGGACAGCGGAAAGUAAACAUGUAUUCCUCCACGUCCUACACUGAUGUAAAAAAUGAUGGUCUUGUCAAGGAAACAACAUCAAAAAUCGGAAAAGAUAAUUCUGGAGCAGAUAUUAAUGACAAUGAUUACGUCACGAUUAUGGAGGAUGGGCCUGGUUCUGGCGACGUUCUUAAGCUGUAAUGACUCUAUAAACUUCACUCAAACAUCAUGCACUACCAUAUCCUCAAUAUUUAUAAGCAUGUCCUGCACCGUGUGAGGACCCCGAAACAACAUUUACAAUAUUAUAAACGAAUAUCAUUAUACUUGCAAAUGAUUAAAGCGAUUUUCAUUUUAGAACCAUUAAAAUUCGGUAUGUUAUACAAUAAAUCAUAAAGGCAAUUUAGGCUGUGAAAGUAAACUCUUGUUAUUGCAAAAAUAGUUAAAAUUUUCCCAUCAUGCGAGGUCGAAGCGUAAACCAAAACCAAGUAACAUGACUCUUGGGGAAAAACAAAACUGAUUAGCCACUUCCUAAUCGGAGCAGGGUACCAGGUCUAGUGAUAAACCGCAAAACAUCUAUGGACUCUUUGGAGGGACAGGAAAUAUAGGUUUAAACUCGUUUGUCUCUCCAAACAGUUCAUAGAUGCUUUGCGGUUCGCGACUAGACCCAGUACGCUGCUCGAUUGGGAAAUGGCUAAUUUACUAGUUCUGUAGUUCAACUGAGUGAACUGGUCAAUAUGAAGUUA
This is a messenger RNA of Dendronephthya gigantea, 1903 nucleotides long. RefSeq lists its product as uncharacterized. The coding region runs from base 438 to 1361 and encodes 307 amino acids. The transcript has 3 exons. The record is from RefSeq and is a predicted model, not a curated record. NCBI's taxonomy places the organism in Eukaryota, Metazoa, Cnidaria, Anthozoa, Malacalcyonacea, Nephtheidae.